CUUAGAUAAGAUUAGACACACCGUAAACAAGAUUCAUAUCGCGAUUUUAAUAGUGCGCGAGCAAGACGACAAUAGUAUAAUAUCCUGCAAGCACGUAUUGUAACAUAAAGUUUACAUAAAGUUUAGAAGUAAUAAAUAACUAUUAGAAUAAGUUAUUGGAAGACAUUCACAAUCAUGUCAGAAAAAUUCGAGGACGGACAAUUCAGCGACGUUGAGGAGGACACACUGCCUUGGGCGCAGAACGAAUUCAAAGGAAAACCUUUAUCUAAUGGAUAUCCUAAGGAGCAACUCGAAACAGAAGUAGCCAAUCUGCACAUUACAGAUAGUAAAGAGAAUAAUGGAGACAAUAUCGAUGACGAUUAUUAUUGUAAUAAUGAUUACGAUUUGGAUGAAAAGAAGAAUACUGUCAUAAAAACAAGUUCGCAGAGAUCCAACACUCAAACUGAAUCUACGAGGGUAAUAAAUUAUCAACCUAAACACAAGUUGUUAUCUCGUUAUGCCAAUAAAAUUAAUUUGGAGAAAUAUGCGGGUCCGUCAUUACCAGGCUACGUGGCCAAUGUGCUAAUCGAAAGCGAUAAACGGGUCGAUAGAGAUCGCAUAAGGAUGAAAGACAAAAGUGAUCAUGCGACGAUUGAGAAUGUAUUGGAUUCGCGCAUUAAAAACAAACUGCACAAGCUGUUUGAGAAAGGAAUACUGGCAGAGAUAAAUGGUUGUAUCUCGACUGGAAAAGAGGCCAAUGUCUAUUAUGCCAAGUCGAAGAAUAAAGAUGAGAUCGCUAUCAAAAUAUACAGAACAUCCAUUUUAACAUUUAGAAAUCGAGAAAAGUAUAUCAGGGGUGAAUAUCGUUUUGACCAUGUACAUUCCUUAAGCAAUCCACGCAAAAUGGUGAAAGUCUGGGCGGAGAAGGAAUUUUCUAAUUUAAAGCGUUUGGAACAAGGAGGCGUCCGAGCACCACGACCAAUUUUGUCCGGUGGUCAUCUGUUGUUGAUGGAGUUCCUGGGAUCAGAUGGCUGGGCGGCACCCAAACUUAAAGAUGCUGUACUUACAGAUUCAAAGUCGAGAACAUUGUACAGGGAGUGUAUUGAAAUUAUGUGGAAGAUGUACAACAAAUGCAGGCUUGUUCAUGCUGACCUAAGCGAAUAUAACAUGCUGUAUUACAAUGGAUCGAUCGUAGUCAUUGACGUUUCGCAAGCUGUAGAUCGUGAUCAUUGUAACGCAAUGGAAUUCCUUAGAAAUGACUGUAGCAAUAUUACAACAUUUUUCAAAAAGUACAACGUGGGAGUUAUGACGCUCCAAGGAUUGUUUGACUUUAUAACAGACCCAACUAUAAACGAAAAUAACAUGGACGAAUAUCUGGAUAUACAAAUGCAGGAGGGAAAUGAAGAAAAAGAUCCACAGCAACAGGAAGUAGAGGAGGCAGUUUUUAAGCAAGCUUACAUACCUCAAAGAUUGACACAGGUGAUCAAUGUGGAACGCGAUAUAAAUCUCGCGAAAUCUGGAAAAGAUUUGAUUUACAAGACAUUGAUAGGCUUAAAAGCGGACUUAUCGAAGCCUGCAGAAAAACCAGAGAUUCUUGCUAAUAAACACAAGGCAGAUAGUAAAAGUAUGAAGGAAGGAAGUGAUAUUUGUACCUCUUCCGAGGAGAGUGACGAUUCAGAUAGCGAAAACGAAAGUGAAACGGAUAGCGAGAAUAAUAAGAUCAAAUUUGUAAGUUCGGCUAGGCCUAGAAAUGAAAGUCCCGAAAGUAGAAAAGCGCGCAAAAAGGCAGUCAAAGAACAGCAGGCGGAGAAGCGGAAAGUCAAGAUAAAAAAGCACGUGAAGAAACGUAAAAUAAAAGUAUCAAGAGGAGGAAAAUGAAUAUUUGUAUUUAAAA
Molecule: messenger RNA, 1873 nt
Organism: Acromyrmex echinatior (Panamanian leafcutter ant)
Lineage: Eukaryota; Metazoa; Arthropoda; Insecta; Hymenoptera; Formicidae
Gene: RIOK1
Product: RIO kinase 1
Molecular function (GO): protein serine/threonine kinase activity; ATP binding
Source: RefSeq, a predicted model, not a curated record